AUGCUUCGCAGCAUACUUUCAUGUAACCACCGAUGUUGUUCACGACAAAGUCACCUCAAGGUCUACUUCUCUUCGACAGCGCCGACAGCGAACGAUAGGCCGCCUCCGAAACACAAUGACAAAAUCAACUAUAAUCCAGAUAUCUCUUUCUCUACCACCGUCGACUCGAAACAUCUCAAGUACCCGAUGCUUACGUCGCGUGACCUCGAAUCUCAUCGCAAACCACCGACCAGAGUGCGGAUGCUAGUCCGAGAUUUCAUAGAGGAUUCACUGUACAAUCCGCACUACGGCUAUUUCAGCAAGCGCGCCACGAUUUUUACUGCACCUCCACACUGCGGUGGUGUUGAGGGAGGCUUUGAUUUUAAUAAAUAUAGAGAUAGUGCCGAGUUUGAAGUCGACGUCGCAAAGAGGUACAGGGAGUUUGGCAAUGGAGAAGAGGACGGUCCUGGGAGGCAACUAUGGCAUACUCCGACAGAAUUGUUCAAGCCAUGGUAUGGGCAGGCGAUAGCUCAAUGCUUGGUGUCCGAGUACUUGCUCAAAUACUUCCCUUACGAAGACUUCAAGGUCUACGAGCUGGGAGCCGGAAAUGGCACGCUGGCGCUGAAUAUCCUGGAUUUUCUAAAGACCCACUACCCAGAAGUAUAUGACCGCACGCAGUAUACAAUCAUUGAGAUUAGCGAGAAGUUGGCACGGGCGCAGCGACACCGUCUACAUCAACAGGGUCAUGGCCAGGUCGUGGAUGUGGUGAACCGGAGUGUUUUCCAGUGGCAACGCAAGGAACACGCACCAUGUUAUGUGGUAGCAGCGGAGGUGGUCGACAAUUUCGCACACGAUGUGGUCCGGUAUGAUCUGAAGACCCUGGAGGCAUAUCAAGGGGUCGUAGCUGUGGACGAAAUGGGCGAGUUCGUACCGUUUUACACGAAGAUCAGUGAUCCGCUCAUCGCUUCCUAUCUCGCGCUGCGUCGGCGGCUGUCGCUUCCUGUCCCGCUACCGCUAUUCCUCCGCUCGCCAUCUUUGCGGAGAUUGUACGCAUCUUUGCCAUUCGCACCGAACCUUUCACCUCCAGAUUACAUCCCGACGAGGCUGUUGAGUCUACUGAAGAUACUACGUGCGCACUUUCCUCGCCACCGGCUUUUAUUGUCAGACUUUUCGUCACUACCGGAUGCGGUGCCUGGCAUAAACGCUCCUGUAGUACAAACGCGCGUUGGCACAACGAUGAUUCCUUGUGGGAGUGUCUUCGUGCAGCAAGGCUGGUUCGACAUCAUGUUCCCAACGGACUUUGCCGCCCUUCGCGAGAUGUACGAGUUCUUGUUGUCACAGGCAGGGCCUGACCCGGAUGAACGGGACGAACUCUCGUAUGCAAGAGUGUCGCCGUUGGCAUCGAGCACGUCUCCACUUUCACUUGGAGCCGGUUUCUUUUCAUCCCAAGCUCGCCGCUCACCUCUGGACGGCGUGACGUCUGCGAGUGGGCUUCCCGUUGGUGAGCGGAAGAGCAGUGUAUUCAGUCAUGCAGAAUAUUUGGAGACAUAUGCAGACCUUGGGAAGACGAGGCUGGCGAAUGGGGAGAAUCCGAUGAUUGGAUUUUAUGAAAAUGUAAAGGUGUUAUUUUGA
Messenger RNA from Suillus bovinus, 1611 nucleotides. RefSeq names its product DUF185-domain-containing protein. The coding region runs from base 1 to 1611 and encodes 536 amino acids. Lineage: Eukaryota; Fungi; Basidiomycota; Agaricomycetes; Boletales; Suillaceae. The record is from RefSeq and is a predicted model, not a curated record. Gene Ontology annotation, cellular component: mitochondrion. Gene Ontology annotation, molecular function: protein-arginine omega-N symmetric methyltransferase activity. The transcript is spliced from 2 exons.